GAAAAACUUAUGAAGUAACUGGGUGAGGAGAAGGAAAAAAAAGAUUUUUUAAAACGGAUACGUGUACAUUGGAGAAAGAUUGCCUGAAGUGGAAUCACCGUGGCUGUGAGUGGCAACGUCCAAAGAAAAUUGAGCUGUCCUGGUUUCAGUUGUGCACAUAUGAAUGCAGGCGGCCGCCUUUCUGAUGUGUAGUUUCUUGCACUGAUGAAGAAAAAACUGCUGAAGUCAUGAGGCUGCUCCAAGCAGAGCCCUCAUGUGAGUCAUAUGAAAGCUCCAGCAUUGCUGACCUCUGGCAAAAAGGGAGUGAACAAGGACAGGAGAGGCAGAGGGAGGGAGGUUCAAGUGCCGGGUUUUCUCCUUGAACCUGGAAGAUCAUGGGUCAAGAGCUGUGUGCAAAGACUCUGCAGCCUGGAUGCAGCUGCCGUUGCCGUUGGGAGGGAGGCGAUGCACACAGCCGUCAGAGGAGCGCUCCGGUGAUGAUGGAGGCUGCGAUCAAGCUAACAGACCUAAAAGAAGCAUCAUGUUCCAUGACUUCAUUUCACCCCAGGGGACUUCAGGCUGUCCGUGCCCGGAAGUUCAAGAGUAAAAGGCCACGGAGUAACAGCGAUUCUUUUCAGGAAGAGGAUCUGAGUCAGGGUUUUCAGUGGAGGAAGAGCCUCCCCUUUGGGGCAGCCUCAUCUUACUUGAACUUAGAGAAGCUGGGUGAAGGUUCUUACGCUACAGUUUACAAGAGGAUUAGCCGGAUAAAUGGACAACUAGUGGCUUUAAAAGUCAUCAGCAUGAAUGCAGAGGAAGGAGUCCCAUUUACAGCCAUCCGGGAAGCUUCUCUCCUGAAGGGUUUGAAACAUGCCAAUAUUGUGCUGCUCCAUGACAUUAUCCACACCAAAGAGACACUGACAUUCGUUUUUGAAUACAUGCACACAGACCUGGCUCAGUAUAUGUCUCAGCAUCCAGGAGGGCUUCAUCCUCACAAUGUCAGGCUUUUCAUGUUUCAACUUUUGCGGGGCCUGGCAUACAUCCACCACCAACACGUUCUCCACAGGGACCUGAAACCUCAGAACCUACUCAUCAGUCACCUGGGAGAGCUCAAACUGGCUGAUUUUGGUCUUGCUCGGGCCAAGUCCAUUCCCAGCCAGACAUACUCUUCAGAAGUUGUGACUCUCUGGUACCGCCCUCCUGAUGCCUUGCUGGGAGCCACUGAAUAUUCCUCUGAACUGGACAUAUGGGGUGCAGGCUGCAUCUUUAUUGAAAUGUUCCAGGGUCAACCUUUGUUUCCUGGGGUUUCCAACAUCCUUGAACAGCUGGAGAAGAUCUGGAAGGUAAUGCCUUCUGUAACACCGACGCCGGAGCAUCUCACUGCAGUCAAUGCACCCCAGUAACAAAUGUACUCGUUCAGGAGACGGUGCGACGAGACAAGCGUUUGCGAAUC
Molecule: messenger RNA, 1429 nt
Organism: Balaenoptera ricei (Rice's whale)
Lineage: Eukaryota; Metazoa; Chordata; Mammalia; Artiodactyla; Balaenopteridae
Gene: CDK15
Product: cyclin dependent kinase 15
Exons: 11
Coding region: 375-1379 (334 amino acids)
Biological process (GO): protein phosphorylation
Cellular component (GO): cytosol; cytoplasm; nucleus
Molecular function (GO): cyclin-dependent protein serine/threonine kinase activity; cyclin binding; ATP binding
Source: RefSeq, a predicted model, not a curated record